Molecule: messenger RNA, 1374 nt
Organism: Gambusia affinis (western mosquitofish)
Lineage: Eukaryota; Metazoa; Chordata; Actinopteri; Cyprinodontiformes; Poeciliidae
Product: cobalamin trafficking protein CblD-like
Exons: 1
Coding region: 159-953 (264 amino acids)
Biological process (GO): cobalamin metabolic process
Cellular component (GO): mitochondrion
Source: RefSeq, a predicted model, not a curated record
GAAGUGAAGAAGCCGUAGGUGGAAAAUGCGCAUGUGCAGAAGAAUGUUUACACGGUAGGAGAGUUUACAAGGACACAACGAGUAUCUGUGUUUUAACUGAAACACUCUGAAAAAGCGGAGGAAUAGAGAGAUUUGUCUGCGGGCAGAGGUUCGGCAAAAUGGCCUGUUUGAGUCCGGUUCUGUCCGGCAGAACCAGGCUGGUCCGGUACCUCUCCGGGAUCAACGUGUUGGUCCACAGCAUGGCUGCUAGCAGACCGAUCUCAGUAGCUGCUACCUGCUCCGUAAAGAAUUAUGAUCUGGUCCGAACCAGAAUAGCUGGGUCCGACCAGAACCCAGCAGGUCUGGACCGUCACCUUUACCUGUGUGACCAAGCGGCCCUGCAGCGCCCCUUGGAGGGAGAAGGAGAGCACAGCAGGAGAAACGGGCUCUCGGGUUUCCAGGUAACUGAUGAAGUUCUUCCGUCCGAACUUUCCGAACCACCCGGUUCUGACUCCAGGGUGGAGUGUGCCAUCCUGUCCUGUCCGGAAGCAUUAAGAAGAGACUUCCUGUCCAUGUUCCCGGAGGCUUCGGUGUCCGACCUGACGGUCAUCACGGUGACCCAGAAGACCCGGAGCGACAUGACGUCAUGGAGCGAGGCGGUGGAGCGCGAGCGGGAGGAGAAGCUGGAGACGUUCAUCCACGGAGCGCGGGAGAUCUGCGGGGCCCUGCGGGCCGACGGCUUCUGGGCUGACUUCAUCGACCCGUCCUCCGGCCUGGCCUUCUUCGGCUCCUACACCAACAACACGCUGUUUGAGACGGAUGAGCGCUACGCCCAGCUGGGCUUCCGCAUCGAGGACCUGGGCUGCUGCCGGGCGGUCCGCCAUUCCCUCUGGGGGACGCACGUCUUUGUCGGGACGAUUUUCACCAGCGCCCCGGCCGGAUCCUCUGUCCUGGAGAAGCUGCUCAGCAUCUAAACACAGCAGACAGAAAAACUGAUUCUUUCAACUUUUUCACUUCAUGAACGUCCGAAAUGUUGACAAAGUUAAAUAAAAUAGUUUCCAUUAAGAAAAAAAAGUAAAGGAACAGUUAAUUUUUGGAAAAUAUGGAUGUCAAAAGGUGCCAUAAUUCAAUGAAUGAAUAGUUGCCCAGUUGCGGCUCUAGGGGGUGCUAUAGCUCUGCAAGAAAAUGUCAGAUCAUUUUCUUUCUCAUCCGACUUUAUGUUAUUUUCCUAGCAAAAUGCUAUUAUAUUAUAUUGAGUAAAAGAAUCUCAUGUUGCAAUAUAAAAUUAACUUUUAUGCCUAUUUUCAAUUCCACAAUACAACUGGAGUGAAAAUGUAUUGUCUUCUAUGACCCAUACUAAGAGGAAACUGAAUUAAACAGGAAAGGUUGCAAUCA